AUGGGAAGGUUUUGUGCUUUCAAUUUAUCGAAAAUAUAUCCAGCUGUUUGUGCUUUACAACUUCAUAUUGAAGAUCAUCAAUGUGUAACUUACAAAUAUAUAGACAAUUUAUCUUCUGUUAUUGAGAAUGAAAAUAAGAGAAAAACUAUGUUAGCUGAGUUUUUCCGAAAAACAUGGUUACCUAGAAACAAGCAAAUUGUUGUAGGACGAAUUAUCUUGGUAAAUCCAUCUGAAAGAGAACGAUAUUUUCUUCGUCUUCUUCUUAAUCAUAUUAGAGGUCCAACAUCAUUUGAUGAUUUAAUGAUUUUCAAUGGGGUAAAUGUUGGUACAUUUCGUGAAGCUGCGCUUCUCUAUGAUUUAUUAAAUGGAAAUACUCGUUGUGAAAAAUGUUUAUCUGAAACUAUUAUUUACGAAAUGCCUUAUUCUUUAAGACUUCUUUUUGCUACGCUUCGUACAAUGUGCAAUCCAAAUAAUCCUAAAUUACUGUGGGAUAAAUUUAAGCCUUAUAUGACGGAUGAUUAUGUAAAUAAAAAUAUGCUCGCUGAAGUUGUCGAAGUACGAGCUUUAGAGGAUAUAAUUUCUAUUUUAGAAUCACUUGGUAAAAAUAUAAACGAUUAUGAAUUGUGUCAUUUAACGUAA
Molecule: messenger RNA, 639 nt
Organism: Olea europaea var. sylvestris
Lineage: Eukaryota; Viridiplantae; Streptophyta; Magnoliopsida; Lamiales; Oleaceae
Exons: 2
Coding region: 1-639 (212 amino acids)
Source: RefSeq, a predicted model, not a curated record